Acanthoscelides obtectus is the source of this 240-nucleotide messenger RNA. The record is from the annotation of a GenBank genome assembly. Lineage: Eukaryota; Metazoa; Arthropoda; Insecta; Coleoptera; Chrysomelidae.
CCGGUUUUCCGCUACAUACUCGUAUUUCUCAACAGUAUUAGGCAUGCAACAGUUUUCAUGGUCAAGGCCAAAGUUUAGAUGGAAUCCCUACAUUUAUGGAUCUGGAGUAAUGACGGUUGAAAAUGGACAAAAGAACUUCAGAUCAAGGCCAGUACUUAGAAAUCAUAUACUGGUCACUUUAUCCGAAUGCCCAAAAAUGUAUAUAUAACCAGCUGCUGAUAUGUAAAGCACACUUCGCGC